AAGCACAAAAGGGAAGGCCUUAUUGAGAGCUAAUCAACCCAUAAUGGAGAAAACAACUCAAAUCGCCGUCAUAGCCAGUCCAGGAUUCAGCCAUCUUGUUCCGAUUCUUGAAUUCUCCAAGCGACUUGUUCAUCUUCAUCCAGAUUUUCAUGUCACCUGCAUCGUUCCAGCCUUCGGAUCUCACUCGCCUUCCUCCAUAGCCUGCCUUCAAUCUCUUCCUUCAAACAUCCAUUACAUUUUACUCCAACCAAUUCCCAAAGAGAGAAUUUCUCAACCCGAUAUUCUAGCAUUCCAAAUCGAAGGCACAGUGACUUUAUCACUUCCAUAUAUCCACAACGAACUGAAGUCCAUGAAAUCCAGAGAUGGCCUCGCAGCUUUUGUUGUUGAUAUUUUUGCCGUAGAUUCUCUAGCCUUCGCUUCAGAACUCAACGUCUUCUCUUACAUAUACCUUCCACAAGCUGCUAUGGUGUUUUCACUUUAUUAUUAUUCAUUACUUCUGGAUGAAACGGUUUCUUCAGAGUUCAGAGACCUUAAGGAACCCGUAGAGAUUCCAGGUUGUCUUCCGAUUCAUGGGAGAGAUCUUCCUACGGUGUUUCAGGAUCGGUCCAGCUCAGCCUACAAGAUGUUUCUAGAACGAUCCAGAAAGUUCAGUCUUGCAGAUGGAGUUCUCUUCAACAGCUUUGAAGAAUUAGAACCAGAGACCAUAAGAUCUUUAAGAGAAGAAAUCCAAGGGAAGAACAAGACGACGAAGAAGAAGAAGCCUCAGUUUUUUCCUGUCGGACCCAUUAUACAAAGUGGGUCAAGCAACGACACAAACGGAUCAGAUCGCUUCGAUUGUUUAAUAUGGUUGAACAAUCACCCACCUAAAUCUGUUCUCUAUGUCUCGUUUGGGAGUGGUGGGACCCUGUCUCAAGAUGAGAUCAAUGAACUGGCUCACGGAUUGGAACUAAGUGAAACAAGAUUCUUAUGGGUUCUGAGAUCCCCAAGUAAAGUUUCUAGUGCUGCUUAUCUUGAUACCUCAAAUCAGAAUCCUCUUGAUUUCUUACCAAAAGGGUUUCUGGAGAGAACUAAAGAACGAGGUUUGGUUAUUCCUUCAUGGGCACCACAGAUUCCAAUUCUUAGACACGGUUCAGUUGGUGGAUUCUUAAGUCACUGUGGUUGGAACUCAACGCUUGAAGGUAUUGUUCAUGGCGUGCCGUUUAUACCGUGGCCACUUUUUGCAGAACAGAGGAUGAACGCCGUUUUGCUGACCAAUGGACUAAAGGUGGCUGUGUGGCCAAAGGUAAACGACAAUAAGAAUGGGAUUGUGGAGAAGGAAGAUAUUGCAGAAGCCAUAAGGAGGUUGAUGAUGGAAGGAGAAGAAAGCAAUGAGAUUCGUGCGAGAAUCCAUGCCUUGAAACUUGAAGCUGUUCGUGCGUUGAAGGAAGAUGGACCCUCCACAGUGACUUUAUCUGUAUUUGCUGACAGUUUGAGAGAGAAAUAACUCGAAACGAUUUUUCGUUUCAUCUGUUCUCUUUGGGGUCAAGCAUCGAAACUUGAAGAGUUAGCCUUAAUAGCAAGACAAUUUUACUCUGUAAUCGGAGUUUAAUUUGAAUAAUUAUUAAAUAGAUGACUUAUAAUUAAUGAAUAA
This is a messenger RNA of Neltuma alba, 1630 nucleotides long. RefSeq names its product hydroquinone glucosyltransferase-like. The transcript has a single exon. Bases 44 to 1483 code for a protein of 479 amino acids. NCBI's taxonomy places the organism in Eukaryota, Viridiplantae, Streptophyta, Magnoliopsida, Fabales, Fabaceae. The record is from RefSeq and is a predicted model, not a curated record. Gene Ontology annotation, molecular function: UDP-glycosyltransferase activity.